This is a messenger RNA of Styela clava, 3089 nucleotides long. The record is from RefSeq and is a predicted model, not a curated record. Lineage: Eukaryota; Metazoa; Chordata; Ascidiacea; Stolidobranchia; Styelidae.
UGUUUCUUAUACUUCUCAUAGUUCUUCAUGAUGAUAAAGUUUAAAUUGCUUAGCUUCUUAAUGCUUUUUUGCUGGUCGACAGCAUCCUCCAAUCCUAGUCCAGUUUGUGUGCAUGCCAAGAAGUUAUAUCAAACGCUUUGUUCCCAAAAUGACACACAUGCGGAAAUCGAACAAGGUCCCCCGGGAAAAAGAGGGCCUGUUGGACCGAAAGGUGAAAUUGGGAGACCAGGGCCUAUUGGGCCUCCAGCUGCUGUGGACUAUAAUCGCAUUGAAACAGAAAUAGAGGAACAAAUUUCAUCAGUUCGCAAUCUUGCAAACUCGAACGAACGAACUUUUGCCUCAAAAAUUGAGAAACUGGAAGAACGAAUCAAAAUUUUGGAAAGUAGAGAAGGCGCAUGUGAGAUAAAGUACAAUGGAAAAUGUUUCUGGACAGUGACUCUGGACCACUUCGUACCUGGUUAUGAUAAAGGGGUCGCCAUGUGUGCAGAGCGUAAUGGAUCACCAGCAAAUAUUUAUUCUGAGGAACAUUACAAUAUCAUCAUGAGAUAUCUUCGAUCGAAGACAUUGGCAAAGCUGAGUGCUAUUCACCUAUGGAUAGGAAUGCGAACAAAUCCAGCCACUGGAACUGUUACACUUUCCAAUGGAAGUCCAGCUCCAUUUAUGAAAUGGUAUCCAGGAAGUCCCUCAAAAGAUCUUGCUAGAACACACAUGACCAUUGUUCAAAGAGUUCCAUCGUCUAAUCCAUCCGUUGGUAUUCAUAACUGGCCACCAACAGCAACCCGAGAAGGCGUACUUUGCGAACUAUGAAGCAAUGCUGAUUUACUGCAUUCGUAGGGUAUACCGAUUGUCGAAUAAAAUUUAGACUUUAAAAUAUGUUUUCAUGAUUUUUGCAUGGUAGAAAUCCUUUUUACCCUGCUAUUUUUCAAGUACUAUAUCAACCGCUAUCAAUUGACAUAUCUGUAGCAAGAAUAAAUUUUUGUUUACAUUUCCGUCAGUAUUCUUUCCAAUUGAACUUCAUUAGAACAAACUUGUAUUGAGCCUUAUUCUGAGUUAAAAGGUGGUAAUUGCAAAAGCACAGAAUCUAGGUAAAACAUAUAUGAGCAAGACUGAAAAAAUAACUUGAACUCGAAAAAUAAUUUGAAAGUAAUAAUUUUCAUCUUUUUUUGAAAUUUGUCAAACAGUCGUGAUCAAAAAUGAAAGUUGUUUAGUACUUACAAUAAAACGGUAUUACAAUUUUCAACCUAUAGGUAUUGUAAACACAUAAUUAGUUCAAAUACAUGACGCCUGCGGCAUGUUCAUGUGACAAGGAUUUCUUUCGUAGUACUAACAGAAAAUAUAAAUCCAAAUUUAUCAUUAUGCUAUUGCUUGUGUGCUGCCCAAACAAUUUUUUAUACGACUAUCCUGUUGAAAUUUUGACCGCACUGUUGUUUAGUAUGGAUGGACAAACUCAAUAGAAAGCACUUUUAGGAAACAAAAGUUAUUCUCGAUGUAUGUAAUUGAACGUAUUGCGUUUCGAAAGAUAAUAUAUGGUAUAUAAGAGUCAUGCGGUAUAUAGCAAGCCGACGAUGGUGAUGUUCGUUGAAUUUUUUGAGCUAUUCAAUUUCGAUAUAGAUGUUACGACUAGGUCUAUAUCACGGACUAGGGUCAUAUUGAGUUUUAGAGGUUUCCUGCUAUAUUAAACUCUAGUUCUUCAAGCAUAUUUAACUACAGUGUGUCAAUCCUUGCAUGAAUGCAGGGGCAUAUUGUGAAGUACCUAAUUCUGUUCAUCGUGCUGCGAAGAAUUUACUCAGUUUAUACAUUUUAUAUAUAAAUCUCUAUAUUAUAGUUCUUCAUCAUGAUAACGUUUAAAUUGCUCAGCAUCGUGGUGAUUUGUAGCGCGCCGACAGCAUACUCCGAUUCCGGUCCAGAUUGUGUGCAUGCUAAGCAUCUAUAUCAAACACUUUGUAGGCAGACAGAAAUUGAACAAGGUCCUCCGGGAAAAAGAGGGCCCGUUGGACCGAAAGGUGAUAUCGGGGGACCAGGACCUAUUGGGCCUCCAGCUGUUGUGAAUUAUAAUCGAAUUGAAACAGAAAUAGAGAAACAAAUCACAGCAGUUCGCGAUCUUGCAAACGUAAGAGAACGAAAUUUUGCCUCAAAAUUGGAGAAGCUGGAAGAACGAAUCAAAAUUUUGGAAAGUAGAGAAGGCGCAUGUGAGGUAAAGUACAACGGAAAAUGCUUCUGGGCGGUGACUUUGGACUCCUCUAUUGGUUAUGAUAAAGGAGUAGACAUGUGUGCUGAGCGGAAUGGAUCACCAGCAAAUAUAUAUUCUGAAGAACAUUACAAUAUCAUUAUGAGAUAUCUUCGAUCAAAAAUAUUGGCAAAGCUUGGUGUAGUUUAUUUAUGGAUAGGAAUGAGAACAAAUCCAACUAAUGUAAUCGUGACACUUUCCAAAGGAAAUAGAGCUCCUUUUAUAAAAUGGUAUCCAAGAUAUCCCUCUAGAGAUUCCGAUACAACGCACAUGACAAUUGUUCAAAGAGCUCCAACGACUAAUCCAUCCGUCGGAAUGCACAAUAUACCACCAACAUCAACCCGAACAGGCGUACUUUGUGAAUUAUAGAACAACAACUGGAUGUGAAGAGAUUACCAUUUAAAUUUUUAUCAUGAAUAUUUUCUUAGACUGUUCUGGCAUUCUAGAACUCUCUUGACGCAGGUGUUUCUAUGGCAAUGUUGAAUUGCUUCAAGUUUCCCUUCAAUCGCUAUGAAAUCUAUUUCUUUCGGUAUCAGAAAUGGUUUCUUUAUUAUUAGAAAUGUAAAUUUUUUUUACUGACUGUCCCAAAGUUGAGUUGAGCAUUUUCUUGUGAUAGAAUAAUGAAAAAAUAUAUUAUACUUCUGUAGAACGAAUAUCAUGUAUAGCGUCUCCAUUUGCUUUAUUCUAUUCAAUUUUGUAAGCGUGUUUCAUGUCCCCAAAUAAUAAAAAAGCUCAAAGCACUCUCAAUAUUUUAACGAGCCAUGUACGUGUCAACUGGGACUAUUGAAGUAGAGUAAUAUGAAAUUGAUAGAGAGAAAUAUUUAAUUAUUUAUAUCAACGUCUAGUAUUUAUGUCAAAUUAU